Dermatophagoides farinae (American house dust mite) is the source of this 2226-nucleotide messenger RNA. RefSeq lists its product as uncharacterized. The record is from RefSeq and is a predicted model, not a curated record. NCBI's taxonomy places the organism in Eukaryota, Metazoa, Arthropoda, Arachnida, Sarcoptiformes, Pyroglyphidae.
GAUAAUAAAACAAUGAUGAGAACAAUAAAAUUUUGUCCUCAGAAAAAAAAUUAAUGUCGAUCAUUUUGUCAUUUUGGAGAUCUGAAAAUUAUUGUUAACACAACAAAAAAAAAAACAAAAAUUGAAAUCGAAUCAUGGCUGAACCACAUUCGAUAUCAUCAAUGUUACAAUGCAAAAAAUGGACAUUAAGUUUACUAUGCAUAGCAAGAAUCAUUCUAUGUAUCAUAUUGACCGUAUUGGAAAUACAACAAUCAUCAUCAUCAUCAUCAUCAUCGAUAUAUGAUUUGUUGGAACAAUUGGCCACUGUUCAUGGUGAAACUGAAGCGAUUCGUAUUUCAUUGAUUCUAUUCACCAUCGUUACCAUAUUGAUCCUUGUGAUCGGUAUAUGUGGUGUUUAUUUGGAAAAUUAUUCCAUUUCCAUCACAUUUGGUUCAAUCAUUUUCCUUGUCAUAUUCAUUGAUGCUGAUCUGGCUCUUUUUUAUAAUCGUAUCAAUUUCAUCGGUUUUAUAAUGACCAUUUUUGUAUUGACGGCCAAUAUUUGGAUCAAUCCAGAUUUGGAACAUAUUUUAUCACAACGACGAUUACAAAGAAAUCUAGUGAUUAAUCAUGGUGGAAUCAAUCAUGGUUUUAAAAAUUGAUUAAAAUCCGAAUUUUAUUGUUCAAAUAAAUAAAUAAAAAAUGUUUUCGAGUAAAUAUCAAAAUUGUGGGUUAAAAUAGCCAAAUUGAAAAUAGCCAAAGCAGAAAAUAGCCAAAUCUGGAAAAUAGCCAAAUAUUGAAAAUAGCCAAAUCUGCAAAUAGCAAAAGCAGAAAAUAGAAAAUUCUUUCUCAACUUCCAUUUCCUUUAGUCGAUCUUUAUUUGUGUUAUUAACCAAAUUAUGUUUUCCUUCAAAAAAACAAAAAUUGGAUCGUUCCAAGUGGAACUAGAGUCAAAAAAGAAAAUUACCAGUUUUAUCUGAAUUAUUAAAAUCAUUUUUCUUACCAUCAUAUAAAGGUAAUUUUCCGGAAUUUGUAAGUUCCACCACUUGGAUGAGGGGGGGAUCAGAAAAAAUUGUUAUUUCGAAAUACAAAUUGAAAUGUGGAAUAAUAUAAACCGAAAUGAAGAAAAAGACACAAAGUUCAGUUUAAUAAUAAAGUAACAAAAAUAAUAAUUUGAUUAGUUUUAACUAAUCAAUUUAUAACCUGGGACGAUUUAAUAGCAGAUUAAUCGGACCAGGUUCAGCCCGAAAAUAAAAAAGUAAAAAUUAAGAGAGUGUGCAUACGACGACGUCAUUAUUGUUGAUAAUAAAUUAAAAUUUUUCUUUAUUGAUCAAAGUUUUAAAAAUAAUGCGAAAUCAAAUUUCAUUCAGUACAAACGGUUUACGAAAUAACUGCUUUGAAUAAUAUAUUUUUCUUCAUUGUGGAACUCCAUUGGUGAUAAUAUCUCAACGAAACAAAACACAGAAACACAAAAAUGAAAUAUUAAAUUUAGUUUAUUAAUCGGUUGUCUUUCUUUCCACGUGUAAUUGAACAAUAAUCGUUUUUUAAAAAGAAUAAAUGUUACAAAUGUGAGUUUUCGAAAAAUAGAACUAAAACAAUUCGAUUUUUAUAUUAUAAGCUUUAAAAAAAUAGAAAUCGAACAAUUUGGUUAUAUGCGAAAAAUUUUUCACUACAUAGUGGUGUGAACAAUGAACAAGCAACAUUGAAAAAAUUUGACGUCGAUGUAUGGUGAUAGAAAUACAGAAAUUUUCUUCAUUCUUCAUAGAGAAUUUGGUGUCGUAUUCGGAACGUUUUUCGUAAUUUUUGAUGUUUAAUGGAUUCGAAACAUCCGAUGUUAUCACUAUAAUGAUGUUUCGAAUACAUUCUUCUUGUGUAUAAUUCAAAGUUUGCUUUAAAUUUUUUCAAUUUGGCAUUAUAUUUUUUAUGGAUUUUGGUGUUUCUUUUAGCACAUUUGAAAUGAUUCGACAAGUUGUGAUUCAUUCGUAUUUUCAGCAGUCAUUUUUAAAUCGUUAAUUUUAUGCUGUUUUUGUAUUUCAUCUACCCAAUGGGAUCAUGAUUAUGUUCUUUUUUUUCAAUGAAUAGUGUUUCCAUUAUUCCAUUGCCGUUUACUAUUAUUCGUUUUUUACAAAAACGUUGGUUACAUUUAUAAUAUAUUGUGUCGCUACAUUUUUGAAAUCAAUAUUUAAUAUAAAAUAUGUACGGAACUGUGUUUCUAGCGCUUUUAAGUGAUCGAUAAUAAUUUUUGCAAUA